Messenger RNA from Trichomycterus rosablanca, 994 nucleotides. RefSeq names its product thioredoxin-related transmembrane protein 2b (gene tmx2b). Gene Ontology annotation, biological process: brain development. Gene Ontology annotation, cellular component: membrane-bounded organelle. The transcript has 8 exons. NCBI's taxonomy places the organism in Eukaryota, Metazoa, Chordata, Actinopteri, Siluriformes, Trichomycteridae. The record is from RefSeq and is a predicted model, not a curated record. Gene Ontology annotation, molecular function: disulfide oxidoreductase activity. Bases 55 to 975 code for a protein of 306 amino acids.
AUAUAUUCAGUCACCGAGCAGCACAGCGGCUCCUUCACCCAGUCUGUGGAAAACAUGGCGCUGUUAACGCCUCUGUUCGCUUUCCUUUAUCAUCUACCGCAGGUUUAUAAAUGGCUGCUGAAGCCUUAUUAUGUCGCGUCUUUGUUCAUGUCUCUGGCGUUCUUGAUGGUGCGGAAAACUCCGGGGAUCUGUGAACAUCUCUCGACGCAGAGGGAGGACGGAAACCCCUGCGACUUCGACUGGAGAGAGGUGGAGAUAUUGAUGUUUCUAAGCGCUAUAGUCAUGAUGAAGAACAGGAGAGCGAUAACGGUCGAACAGCACGUGGGGAACAUCAUCCUCUUCUCUAAGGUGGCCAACGUGAUCCUGUUCUUCAGACUGGAUAUUCGGAUGGGACUGCUCUACCUGACUCUGUGCAUCGUGUUGCUCAUGACCUGCAAGCCUCCGCUCUACAUGGGCCCAGAGUACAUCAAGUACUUCAGUGACAAGACCAUAGACGAAGAGCUGGAGAGAGACGGUCGGGUGACCUGGAUCGUCGAGUUCUUCGCUAACUGGUCUACCGAGUGCCAGUCGUUUGCAUCCGUCUACGCUGAUCUGUCCCUGAAGUACAACUGUGCCGGACUCAAGUUCGGAAAAGUGGACGUCGGGCGCUACAGCGAGGUGUCCAAGAGGUACAAGGUGAGCACGUCUCCUCUGUCCAAGCAGCUGCCCACGCUGGUUCUCUUUCAGGGAGGCGAAGAGGUCAUGAGGCGCCCUCAAGUGGACAAGAAAGGAAGAGCAGUCUCCUGGAGCUUCACUGAGGAGAACAUCAUCAGAGAGUUUAACCUGAACGAGCUGUACCAGAAGUCGAAGAAGCUGAACAAGACGAAGGGAGAGAGGGGCGACAAACCCGAAUCUCAGUUCCCCCCGGUGCCCGAGGAGGAGGAACCUGAAGCUGAAGUGCAGGAGCAGGACACGGAGAGCAAGAAGGACAAAUAAAGAGAGGACUGGAGCAUCA